GACCGAAGACAAAAUGGAUAGGAGUGGUGCGUUCAGGAGCGUGUCAGUGUAGACUUGGCACCGGGACGUCUCUACAUCGGCUAUCUGGGGAACUUGGACUGAAAGAAACAGAACCUGCACCAGGAUCUUUAGUCUCGCUUUCUAGCCCGGCAUGGACGUUUUGGUGGACACCUGCGGACGGGCACGAGCCGGUUCUCUGCUGUUACUUUACCUUUUUGUGGUGACGGCUGCAGCCGACUGUCCUACGCCACAUGAGGGGGGAAAUAUGGUCUUAACCAACGAUGCCCUUCUAUUGAAUGACUUUCUAGAGGGUUCUGAGGUUACUUUAGAGUGUCGGAAUGGAUAUGUUAUAGAAAGUGGCUCUGGGAUUAUGACCUGCAUUAAUGGGAAUUGGACUCAACCAGAUCUCACCUGCAAAAAGAAGGACUGUGGUCCCCCUAGACCUCAGCCAAACAUGAGCUUUAACACCAGCGCUGGUACUCUGUUUGGCGAUACAGUAAAAGUAGUAUGUGAUAAAGGUUUCAAGCUCAGUGGAUCGAGCUUCAGAAAGUGCUAUGCGUUUGGGUGGAGUGGAAAAGCCAACUGUAGUAUUGUAACAUGCGAUAAACCUGGUGAUGUAACCAAUGGCAGAAGCUCAUGGGAUUCUCAAGAUCAACCAAAAUAUGGAGAAAUCAUACAGUACGUCUGUAAUAACGGAUACACACUCGUUGGGAAAGCUAGCAUUGUGUGCAGCGAAACUGGUAGAUACGAUUCUCCGCCUCCUGCAUGCGAAGGUGUGACAACAGAAACAGUAACGCCAAGAUCUACACCUACAGAAAAAGAAACGUCCCCUUCUACAGACUCAUCUGCCACACCCACAGCUCACAGUACUAGAUCUGUCACAACCAGUGCAACACCUACUGCCUCACCUUCAGUACGAGGUGGCAGAGACAAUGUGACAGCUGAGAGCACAACCACGGUAACAUCAAUGACAUCAUCUUUAUUUCGAGACAAGAAAAAAGAUGCUGUAGAUACUAACAAGGACACUGGAUAUAUGCCUGUGGUAGUCAGUGUGAUAUGCGUUACAGUAGUUGCGUGUAUAAUUGCAUUCUUUUUACACAAGUUUCUUCUGAAGAGAAAAGGCUCAUAUGACACCAGAGAAGACCUGAAGCCGGAGUUAUUACAGUUCCAAAAUCUUUAGAUUGCCUGCGUGACCAAGCUCUGCAAGUGGAACCGUGCACAUCUAUUAAAGAGCGUCUUUGAGGAGGGGCGUGCCAGAAAACGAUGUGCGGAAGAAAGAAACCUCACUUUAAUGUUAUUGCACUUCAAUUGGCAGAUGAUCGAAUCUGUAAAUGUAGGAUAAUUUAAAUCAAGUACUUUUUAUAAUAAUUUUUUUAUUGCCACAUUAUUUUAACAAUUGUAAAUAUGCCAUGCUAUAGUAUUGCUAUUUAGUACAUUAUUUUUGUUAUACACUGGAAUAAACUCUUACUCUUACAUUGCCUC
Messenger RNA from Etheostoma spectabile (orangethroat darter), 1482 nucleotides. Its product is annotated as complement decay-accelerating factor. The record is from RefSeq and is a predicted model, not a curated record. The transcript is spliced from 13 exons. Lineage: Eukaryota; Metazoa; Chordata; Actinopteri; Perciformes; Percidae. Bases 152 to 1180 code for a protein of 342 amino acids.